Oryzias latipes (Japanese medaka) is the source of this 1067-nucleotide messenger RNA. RefSeq names its product olfactory receptor 10A3-like. Lineage: Eukaryota; Metazoa; Chordata; Actinopteri; Beloniformes; Adrianichthyidae. The record is from RefSeq and is a predicted model, not a curated record. Gene Ontology annotation, cellular component: membrane. Gene Ontology annotation, biological process: G protein-coupled receptor signaling pathway; detection of chemical stimulus involved in sensory perception of smell. Gene Ontology annotation, molecular function: olfactory receptor activity; odorant binding; G protein-coupled receptor activity.
UUUCUUUCCACAGGUUCUUGUUUACUAAACUUUUGUUUUAGGUAAAGAUUGCUCAUCAAAAGGUACUUGAUAAACUUGACACUUGGCUUUUUUGCUGAAGAAGAAGCUACAGGAUAAACUGCAGAAUUAUGCUUUCAAACUCUUCUUCUGUGGACAUAUUGACAUUGUCAUCGCUAGACCUUCAACCUACAUAUAUUUACCCAUCAUUUGUGUUUGGAACUCUUCUUUAUCUGAUUACUGUCUUUUGCAAUCUGCUGGUAUUGUUAACCAUUGCUGUGAGUAAAAAGCUCCACAAACCUAUGUUUAUUCUGCUGUUAAAUCUGCCAAUCAGUGACAUUGUGGGUGCAACGGCCCUUUUCCCUCACUUUCUUUUCAGCAUUAUUACUGAGAGCAGACUCAUUUCUUCUGAGGCAUGUAUCACCCAGGCUUUUUUCAUUCAUAUCUAUGGCACAGGUAAUCUGAUAAUCCUCAGUGCGAUGGCAUUUGACAGAUACAUCGCUAUAUGUUGUCCUUUAAACUAUAAUUCAAUAUUGACUUCCCAGAAUUUAAUGAGAAUCAUCUUUUUGGUAUGGUUUCUUAAUGUGUCAAUGAUACUCACCUUGUUCAUGCUAUUGUUUCGAUUCAAAAUUUGUAGGGCGGAUGUUGUAGAUUUAUUUUGUAACUAUCCAUCAGUGCUCAAACUAGUAUGCGGUGACAUCACUUUGAACAACAACUAUGGGCUGUUUACUUUAAUUGUUAUCAUGGGGGUUCCAUUGAUGAUUAUAUUGUACACCUAUGUACAGAUCUUGGUCACAUGUAUGAUGACAAAUAACCCAGAUGGCAGGAGAAAAGCCCUUCAAACAUGUUGUACACAUGUGCUCGUGUUUCUUGUGUUGCAGAUCAAUUCAAAUGCUGCUUACAUCCUUCAUCGAAGUCAAAGUAAACUAACAGUUUUAAGAAAGGCUUUUGGAUUCUCUGUUAUACUUUUCCCUCCCUUUUUAGACCCUUUAAUUUAUGGACUGAAUACCAGAGAACUGAGACAAUGUAUAAUAAUGUUUCUGAGAAGAAAUGCGGGUUCAACAAAGUAG